Pocillopora verrucosa is the source of this 1007-nucleotide messenger RNA. Lineage: Eukaryota; Metazoa; Cnidaria; Anthozoa; Scleractinia; Pocilloporidae. The record is from RefSeq and is a predicted model, not a curated record.
GAAACGCUCAAGGCAAAAACCAACAAGAGGGAGUACUGGGACCCACUAAACGUAAAGCUGAACGGCCUUACAUUCUGAAGCCCCUGAGAUCUGGUAACCCUAUAUGGAUUACCAUACGUCCGAUGCCUCCUGAGAAACAGCCUCUAUAUCAAGUGGUGCAAACCGCAGCCUUCGACCUAACUUGUGGAAUUCACUGCAAAUUUCUUUGGGAUGGAUUUGGCAAUUGGGUCAAUGGUCGACAAGGGUUAGUCACAUGGCGGCCUUUCAUAGGAGGAGACGAUAAAGAUAGGCGCAGUUCCUUAGAUCCUAGUCCUUUGCGGAAAGAUAGUGUGCUGUGGAUAUAUGGCGACUCGGUCAGUGAGCAGUUUUUCUGGGGAGUCAGGUCGAGACCGCUGUGCACUAACGUUUUCAAGUGGUGCGGGCACACAUACAACUGGAUAUAUCAGUUGAAAGGAAAUAUUUCUUCUGCUAAAACCGCAGAUGACAAUCUCGAUUUUAAUUUUAUGAGAGUUGUUAGUGAACUUUUAGAUGUCAUAUCCAAACCAUUUUUUGACAAGAACAGUGUUAUCUUAUUUAAUGCCGGACUACAUUACUUGGAGAGUACAAACUUCUCCAACUACCAGAAAACGAUUGAGUCGCUAAUAAGACUCGUCCAAGAAACAAAGAUGGUGAAGAGGUCUGAUGGAAAUCUACUUUUUCCUGGAGAAAUGAUCUGGAGAACAACAACGGCCUUGAAUAAACAAAAACUGGACGGGAAACACAUUCAAGCUAGGAGAUUUUUAACAUACCAGCAGCGAGUUCUUCUCUUUAACGCAUUCGCCACCUCAGCAAUGUGUAGAGCCAAUGUCCCUGUCCUGGACGUUCAUCCGCUGACCGAUUCUUAUCCAUACGGGACGGGCACACCCUCCAGACCGAGAGACGCUGUGCAUUAUGAACAUUUCGUAUUCGAGUCGGCGGAGAGACUAUUGGAAGAUUAUUUUUACAGAACUUACAAGAGAGAAGGGUGA